AUGAAGUUCAUUUCUUUGACUCUACUUAUUAUAAGUGGAAUUACAGCAGAUAAUUUUGAUGUUGUGGGACCUGUAGAUCCUCUCAUCGCUAUAGUUGGUGAAGAUGUGAUUCUGCCCUGUUCUCUCAAACCCAACAUCAGUGCUGUAGACAUGAGAGUCGAGUGGUCCAGACUUGAUCUUAAAGACGUAGUUCAUCUCUAUGAAGAUCAUGAAGAUAAAAUCACAAAUCAGCUUCAGUCGUACAGAGGAAGAACUGAAGUGUUUAAAGAUGAACUACAGAAAGGAAACACAUCACUCAAACUCUCAAGAGUUCAGAUCUCUGAUAAAGGAGCUUACAAGUGUUUUAUUCAGUCCAAAACCUGGUUUGAUGACAAAGUUGCUAAUCUACGAGUUGAAGCUGUAGGAAGUCCUCCACUCAUCACUGUAGAUGGAUUUGAUUUUUCUGGUGGACUUCAUCUUCAGUGUGAAUCUAAAGGUUGGUACCCUGAACCUGAACUUGUGUGGCUGGACAGUGAAGGAGUCACUUUGACAUCUGAAACUACAGACAAACAAAGAGACACAGAUGGAUUCAGAGUGAAACAUAUGAUCACUGUGUAUAACAGACACAGUAAAUAUCAUUGUAGGGUCAAACUGGGACGUCACAUGAUGGAAACUGAGAUUAUUACAUCAAGUAAAAUGUUUCACUCUUGGAGAACAUUAAUUAUUUUGAUCUCUGUCGCUGUAUUGAUCAGUGUGAUCGCUGGAAUACUAGUAGCUUUUUUGUUGCAUAAGAAGAUAGCUUUUUAUCAACUGUUACAGAAUCAGAAAGGAAUCACAGAAUUUGAUAUCACACAAUGGAGAAAAUAUGAAGCAGGGAAUGUGAUUCUGGAUCCUGAUUCAGCUCAUCCAGAUCUCAUUGUGUCUGAUAAUGGGAAACAAGUGAGAUUGAGAGGAAACACACAACCAAAUGAAGAGAGGGAUGAGGAUGAAGAGCAAAAUAACAAGUUUGAUAUACGUCACUGCGUCCUUGGAAGUAAAAUCGAAUCAAAUAAAUUUUACUAUGAGGUGCACGUAAGGUGGUUACCUGAUUGGGAUAUUGGUGUGGCCAGAGAAUCUGUUAACAGGAAGGGCUGGAUUGACAUAAAUCCUAAUAAUGGAUACUGGACUGUGGGAGUGAGAUAUGGAUCUAUGUAUCAGGCUUGUGGAGAUCCACGUGUUCUUACCCUGAGUGUGAAGCCUCAAAGGAUCGGGGUGUUUGUGGAUUACAGGAAGGGUCGGGUCUCCUUUUAUGAUGUGCGGGCUAUGUAUCAUAUCUUUUCUUUUAGUGGUCAGUCUUUUAAUGAGAAACUUGUUCCAUUUUUUUCUUUGGGUUUUGGUAGGAGUGAUGCACCUCUGACCAUCUGUGAUGAUUUCAAAUAAGCAUUAAGCUUAAAGGUACCCCAGCUAUAAAUACAUGUAUGGCUUAAUAGAUUUACACUGGGAUUGGCAAUAUGAAUGUGAAAAUAAAAACAGUACAAAUGUCAUAGUUUGAACUCUUUCCCCGCCAGUGUUUUAAAAAAAAGUUGCCAGCCAGCGCCAGCAUUUUUCAUAAUUUUCACAAAAGUUGAAUGCCUUCCAAAAACGUUCUUUUUUUAAAUAUAUAAACAAACAAUAUAUCAAAUGAAAGAACAGACCCUCUGCUUUAAAAAAAAAACCUUUCAUCAUAUCAUUAGUUUUCUUUUGAUCACCUCUCAAAUAUGGGUAGGUUUCUUCAAAAACACC
Messenger RNA from Paramisgurnus dabryanus, 1740 nucleotides. The record is from RefSeq and is a predicted model, not a curated record. Lineage: Eukaryota; Metazoa; Chordata; Actinopteri; Cypriniformes; Cobitidae.